This is a messenger RNA of Aureobasidium uvarum, 723 nucleotides long. The record is from the annotation of a GenBank genome assembly. NCBI's taxonomy places the organism in Eukaryota, Fungi, Ascomycota, Dothideomycetes, Dothideales, Saccotheciaceae.
AUGGCCAUAACGAAACGCCCGCGCGACAAUGCGUCCACCGACCGCGCCGCAAAGAAGCACAAGAAGGGUUUCAUCGUCGGCCCUCAAAAUCUGCCCGACGGCACCCAUCGUCGCAAGAGUACGUACGCGCCCGUGUCUUCACAUGGCGCCGUCACACACGCUGACAAUCUUUCCCUCACAGCCAUCCAGAUCAAGCGCAAUCUGAUCGAAAAGGCGAAACUGAAGAAGGAAUAUGCAAAGCAAAAGCAACAAGCUGGAGACGACCAUCAACCAAAGCGACCAGCAACAUAUGCCACCACAGAGGACGAUGAACAAGACUCGCCAGAUGAGGUCGACGCCGAACAAGGGGUCCAAGAGGAGGUGAAAGCGCCGCGACAAGCAAGACCGAAGCGAAAAUCUCCAUCGCCAGCCCCUGCCCCAGUCGCAGAAGCACCUUCAGAAAACACCGAGUCAAAUCUCUCGGGCAUACACCACAGUCGCCGUCAAAAGAUCAUCCCCUUCGCCAAAGAACACCGCGCCGCCCAGCGUCAAAAGAGAGAAACCGAGGACCGUCGCGCCGCCUACGAGCGCUCACAACAAGAAAGAGCGGAAAAGACGGAAGAAAGAGAAAGAUUCAGAAAAGCAAUGGCAAAAGCAAGGAGUGGCGGCAAAAACGGCCAGAGGAAGCUGGGAAGAGAGAGCACCGUCUUGCUCGAUCGCAUCAAGAGGAUGGUUCAGCAGUGA